Neltuma alba is the source of this 547-nucleotide messenger RNA. RefSeq names its product probable small nuclear ribonucleoprotein G. NCBI's taxonomy places the organism in Eukaryota, Viridiplantae, Streptophyta, Magnoliopsida, Fabales, Fabaceae. The coding region runs from base 97 to 339 and encodes 80 amino acids. The transcript is spliced from 4 exons. The record is from RefSeq and is a predicted model, not a curated record. Gene Ontology annotation, biological process: mRNA splicing, via spliceosome; spliceosomal snRNP assembly. Gene Ontology annotation, molecular function: RNA binding. Gene Ontology annotation, cellular component: catalytic step 2 spliceosome; P granule; U5 snRNP.
UCCAUAUUAGGGUUUCGGCGCGAGGGUUUUUAAAUUUUCAGUCCCCAAUCCUUCUCCGUCUCCACGGUCCUCCCUCGCUGAAGACUUAACACCACCAUGAGCAGGUCAGGCCAACCACCGGAUCUGAAGAAGUAUAUGGACAAGAAGCUCCAAAUUAAGCUGAAUGCCAAUCGGAUGAUCAUUGGCACACUUCGGGGAUUUGACCAGUUCAUGAACCUAGUUGUUGACAAUACUGUGGAGGUGAAUGGCAACGAGAAAACUGACAUAGGGAUGGUGGUUAUCCGAGGAAAUAGUGUAGUCACUGUCGAGGCACUUGAACCUGUUAACAGGACUCAGUGACUUCUAGACUCUAGUUCACAUUUGUUAUGUUUGAAUUGGUGUGUAUUUGAAUAGAUAUGGUUGAGAUACGCUAAUACUGGAAUGAUGGCGAUUUUGUAUGCGAAUCAAAGUUCUCAGCUCGGAAUACCUUUAGAUCGACCUAACUCAAUGAUGUUUAUAUAUCACUUUUGGCUGGACUUGAAUUUUAAUGUAUUCCAUUUUUGUGCGC